AUGUUACAGACUGUCCAGGAUGGACGUAAUCGCUUGCAAUCACCGUCACGAGAUCGCGAGCGUCGAGUACAGCGUGGACGGCGGUGACCUCGAGAGCCAGAACGAGGACGAGGACGAGGAGAUCCCGCCGCCGUUCAUCGACAUCGAUCAGCCAACGGUGCUAACGCUGGGCCGAUUUUCCGCAGCCGGUGGCGACAAGAUACCAAUCGACGACGACAUACCGCUGAGGCGAAGCCUGUUCUCCAACGUGGCGCCGUACAUCGUGUUCCAGUCGUUCGACUGCAAGGGACCAAUCAUGCCCCACGAAGUAACCAAAUACCUGAAGUGGCAUCUCAGCACGAUCACGCCAUUAAUCGUACGUCGUACAUUGAUCAACUCAGGUUUUCAACUGAUGAAGAGAUGCCAGGAGUGGUGCGGCACCUGGGGCAAGCACAUGAAGUCCUCGUGCUUCAGGACGCUCAAGGAGUCGCAGAAGAUCAACCAUUUCCCGGGGACGUUCCAGAUCGGCCGGAAGGACUGCCUCUGGUUGAACCUCAACCGGAUGAUGAUGAAACACGAGGUGAAGGAGUUCGACUUCAUACCGAGGACGUACGUGCUGCCGCGGGAUCUCAGCUGUUUCCGGCAAGUGUGGAAGAAAGUCGGCAGCAAGGCCAAGUGGAUCGUGAAACCACCGGCAUCCGCCCGGGGCACCGGGAUCAAGGUGGUGCACCGUUGGUCGCAGAUACCGCGGAAACGCGCCGUCAUCGUGCAACAGUACCUGUCCAGGCCGAAGCUGAUCAGCGGCGCCAAGUUCGACCUGCGUCUCUACGUCCUUGUCACGAGCUUCAACCCGUUGAAAGUCUACAUCUACCCGAACGGACUGGUCCGGUUCGCCUCGGUCAAGUACAACGACGACAUAAACUACCUCAGCGACCGUUUCAUGCACCUGACCAACUACAGCAUCAACAAGACCAACUCCACGUACACGAGCAACGACUGCGUGGACUCGUGCACCGGGCACAAGUGGGCACUGAGGACGCUCUGGUCCUACCUCGAGAGGGAGCACGUGAACGUCUCCAAGCUGUGGGCCACUAUGAAGGACAUCGUCGUCAAGACGAUGAUCGCCGGCGAGUCGAACAUAACGCCGUUAACCAGGGUGAACACGUCGUCCCGUUACUGUUGCUACGAGCUGUUCGGCUUCGACAUUCUUCUCGACGAGAAUCUGAAACCCUGGCUGCUCGAGGUGAACAUCUCGCCCUCGUUGCAAUCCUCGUCCACCCUCGACACUGCUAUCAAGGGGCCGUUGAUCAAGAGUGUGUUCAAUAUAGCCGGCUAUCAACUGCCCAACACCUUACCGGCCGAAGAGGCGAAGAAACUGGCGGACAAGUACCGAUUCGACGUGGUUUGUCAGGACUACAGGCUGCACAAGACCGUGCUCAGCUACCAGGAACGCGUGAAACAGUCGGUGUACACGAAUCUGAAGGAUCGGGACGAGUAUCUGGAACCGAUAAUCAAGAACUUGACACCGGACGACGUUAGGCAGUUGAUCAUGUACGAGGACGAGCUGACGCAGCUGGACUGUUUCGAGAAGAUAUUCCCAACGGCCACCAGCUACCCGUACCUGCAGUACUUCGACGUGCCGAGGUACUACAACAUGUUGCUCGACGCGUGGGAGAUGAAGUACGCGGACAACAGGUCCGAGGGGAUCAUGAGAUUGGAGAAACUCUGCCAGCAGAAGUAUCACUUGGAGCAGCCGACCGACGACGAGAUGUACUCCUACGUGGACAUCACCGAACGUCUGAUACUGGCCAGACCGAUUCGUCGAGUCAACGAUCCGGUGGUCGGUUCCGGCGACUCGACGAACUUGUCGCUACCGAUGCGUUCGAGCCUGUUCGCCUAUGUGCCCCCGUUCAUCGUCUUCCGCGCGAACGGAACCACCAGACUGCCGAUCCAAAUCACCAGGCAUCUGCUCUGGUGGAAGACGAAGAAAAACACGCCGAAGAUGGUGGUGGCGAUGGUGCGCAGGUCUGGAUUCAAGACCACCAGCAAGCUCGCUGACAACUGGUGCGGCACUUGGUGCAGCACUGGUGCUUAUGCAAAACUCAGACGGACGAAGAACUACUCCAAGAUCAAUCACUUUCCUAGCAGCGGCGAACUGGGCGACAAGAUACUGCUGUGGCGAAAUUUCCGCCGAAUGAGGAGGAGGUGCGGCGCGAAGCAUUUCGACUACAUGCCAGAGACGUUCGUUCUGCCGGGCGAGAGGCUCGGUCUGAAGAGAACGAUAGAGAAGAAUGGCGGGAUCUGGAUCGUGAAGCCGCCGGACUGUUGCGCGGGUAAUGGUAUCAAGAUAGUGUCGAAUCUCGACGAGAUCCCCAAUUAUCGCCCGUACGUGGCUCAGAGGUACAUCUCGCCGCCUAGGUUGAUCGACGGCGUGAAAUUCGACGUGAGGCUGUACGUGCUGUUGACCAGCAUCGAUCCUCUGAGGAUCUACGUCUACAACGAGGGUCUGGUCAGGCUGGCCACCAUCAGGUACGUCGAUCGUGUGGACACUCUGUCAGACAGGUUCAUGCACUUGACCAACACCAGCGUGAACAAGGCCAGCCCGAACUUUGAGACCAACGACGAUCCGGACGCGUGCAAGGGCAACAUGUGGUCGUUGAACUGUCUGUGGAGGUACUUGGCCACUACAGAGCGCGUGGACACUCUGGAGAUUUGGACCAGGAUCAAGGACAUCGCUGUCAAAACCGUGAUCUCCGCGGAACCCUCUUUGUACAGGGCUUGCAGGAAAAGCUCGCUGACGACGUACAAUUUCUACCAGCUUUUCGGCUUUGACGUCCUACUCGACAGAGAAUGCAGACCUUGGCUGCUCGAGGUGAACGAUUUCCCUUCGAUGGAAGCAGACACGCCGUUGUGCAACCUCGUCAAGAGGCAAUUGGCCGAGGAUUAUCUGAAUCUAAAUCUGACACCUGACGACGUCCGAGUUUUGAUCAGACACGAGGACGAGAUCGCUCAGACCGGUCGUUUCGAGAGGAUAUUCCCUACGCGCGACACGUACGACUAUCUCGCGUUUUUCGAGGAAGACAGGUAUUAUAAUUUCCUGUUGGACGCGUGGGAGAACGAGUACGGACGCGAUCGGUCGAAAGGUAUCGAGAGGCUGAAGAAACUUUGCAGAAAGAAGUAUCAUUUGUCU
Molecule: messenger RNA, 3169 nt
Organism: Heterotrigona itama
Lineage: Eukaryota; Metazoa; Arthropoda; Insecta; Hymenoptera; Apidae
Source: the annotation of a GenBank genome assembly